Esox lucius (northern pike) is the source of this 3122-nucleotide messenger RNA. It is a transcript of the gene wbp11, whose product is annotated as WW domain-binding protein 11. The record is from RefSeq and is a predicted model, not a curated record. Gene Ontology annotation, biological process: mRNA cis splicing, via spliceosome. NCBI's taxonomy places the organism in Eukaryota, Metazoa, Chordata, Actinopteri, Esociformes, Esocidae. Gene Ontology annotation, cellular component: spliceosomal complex.
GUUUCCGGUACGCGAUCUUUCCGGCCGAGCUCGCGGCAAUCAAAACAUGGCGGACUGCAUCAACUAGCAUAACGUUUUUGUGUCAGCUUUCUCCAAAGACAUCUCAAUUACAUUAUUCCUGUACAAAGACAAACGCAAUUCAGAGUUUCUCAUUUGUCCGAUUGGAAAACAAGGGACAGGAAAGGCACACAGUUUUCACGUGGAUAAAGGGUGAAGUAGGUGUGCCGUCACCAUGGGGCGACGUUCAACGUCCUCCACCAAGAGUGGGAAGUUCAUGAACCCCACCGACCAGGCCCGGAAAGAGGCCAGGAAAAGGGAGCUGAAGAAGAACAAGAAGCAGAGGAUGAUGGUCCGAGCAGCGGUGCUGAAGAUGAAGGAUCCCAGACAGAUCAUCAAAGACAUGGAGAAGCUGGAUGAAAUGGAGUUCAACCCUGUUCAACAGCCCCUACUGAAUGAGAAAGUGCUGAGGGACAAGAGGAAGAAACUACGGGAGACAUUUGAGCGCAUUGUGCGUUUGUACGAGAGGGAGAACCCAGAAACGUACAAGGAGCUACGCAAACUGGAGCUGGACUAUGAGAGCAAUCGUGGCAAGCUGUCACUAUACUUUGACUCAGUCAAGAAUGCUGAACUGGUGGAGGUGGAUAGCAUCCCGCUUCCAGAGAUGCCCCAUGCUCCCUCCAGCAUUCUGAUCCAAGACAUCCCCCUGCCCGGGGCCCAGCCUCCUUCCAUCCUAAAGAAGGGCUCCUCAUUUAGUAAGGGAUCGUUCAGUUCCUCCUCUGCCCCCAUGUCUGCAGCAGUUGCAGGGGUCCCUCGCUUACCUCCAGGCAGGAAACCCCCCGGGCCCCCGCCUGGUCCCCCACCCCCUCAGGUCCUGGCUCUGUACGGCUCACGCAGGGCCCAUUUCACAGCAGACACAGACCCGUCCAACCAGGCGUCUGACAUGGAGACAGCCAUGGACGGCCUGGGGGAGGAGCGGGACAGUGGCAGCGAUAGUGACGGAGAGGGGGACGAUGGAGAGGAGGACGACAGUGACUCCGAGGAGGACAGUGAAGGAGAGAGGGACGACACAAGGGAGGUGGACAGGAGGAUGGUGGUGGAGCGACAGGAUGGUGACCGGGAGAGGGGCAGAGAGGAGGACCGGGGCGACAAGCACGCAGGACGUAGUGUGCGGUUUGCCGACCUGCCCCCCUCAGCGCCCAGAGAGAGGAGCAAGAAGAAGAGGAUCGUGAAGAAGAAAAAGGCCAUCACGCCUCUGCAGGCUAUGAUGCUUCGGAUGGCAGGUCAGUCCAUCCCUGAAGAGGACGAGGAGGAGGAAGAGGAAGUUGAGGAGGAGUACACUGACUCUGAGGACUCGGACAUCGAGGAUAGGGGGCCGCCAGGCGACAACCAGUCCCAUCUCAUUCCCAGUCAGCGCAUGCCUCCACCUUCUGGACCAAUGGGUGGACAGCAACCACCUCUACACAUGCAGGGCCCGCCUGGAACAGGUCCCCCCCCACUAGGACCACCCCCAGCUCCGCCCAUGAGGCCUCCUGGUCCGCCCUCUGGCCUGCCCCCUGGUCCUCCACCCGGUGCGCCGCCUUUUUUGAGGCCACCUGGUAUGUUAGGUGGUCCGAGGGGGCCGAUGCCCCGGCUGCUGCCCCCUGGUCCGCCACCAGGUCGUCCCCCGGGCCCUCCCCCGGGCCCCCCUCCAGGCCUCCCCCCUGGCCCUCCACCCCGGGGACCUCCUCCCAGGCUGCCUCCCCCAGUACCCCCAGGCAUGCCGCCUCCUCCCCCACGAUCUGGACCCCCACGCCAGCUCGCCCCUCCCCUCUCUCUCUUCCCCCCGCCGCUUAACUCAAAUGUCCUCAGUGCCCCCCCCAGCAUUGUCCAUCGCCAGAAGCCUGGCUCCAACCAAGAGGGCUCCCAAAACAACCCAAACACCUCAAUGCUGCCCCCUCCCUCCAUGCCCAUGUCCAUGCGCCCGGGAAUGCAGAUGCCCCCUCCGCCGGGGACAAGUGCCCCACCGUCAGGCGCCAACCCACCAGGCCACCACCACGCACCCACCAUUGAGAAGCGGGCCAACAUCACCUCGGUCUCUUCUGGAGGCGGCAACCUGGCAGCCGGCCCGGCGAGCAGCGGGGCCACCAUCUCUGCCAAACCCCAGAUCAUCAACCCCAAGACAGAGGUCACACGCUUCGUGCCCACGGCUCUGAGGGUGCGCAGGGAUAAGGGAUCCGGGGGUGGGGGAGGGCCCGCAGAUAGGGGGGGGAGGAGAGACGAGGGGAUGGGAGGCCAGAAGCAGCUGUCCACCGCGGCGCCCAUGGGGUCAACCAACACCGUUCAGAUGGGUGCCGUCUCUCAGCCCAACAUGAAGACGAAGGACCAGAUGUAUGAGGCCUUCAUGAGGGAGAUGGAGGGACUCCUCUGAGACUAAUAAGGGCCGUGGCUCAAAAGGCACGGAGGGUUGAGAUGGAAUGAACAGCUGGAGUCAUGAGGAAAGUGUUAGUGGUUCCAUCAUGCGGGCACUGGGGGGUUCUGGUCAUUGAUGUAGUGGUACAAAUUGACAGGUGAACUGUUGAGCUGAAAUCUAAUUGGGUAAACUCUGUUUACCGUCCACUACAUGAUUUAUUCUGUUCAGAAUCUCAUUGGUUCACCUACAUCAGGCUUUUCCCAAACACUCCUGGUGCCUCCUAGGGGUGGACAUUGUAGUUUUUGCUGUAGACGUAAAUAGCUAACAGAAAAAUAAUAGCUGGAUGAUUGAUUUAAAUUCCCUUUGUAGUGAUAGGGCACAAAAAACAAAAAUUUUACCCUCAGGAGGCCCAAGACAGAGUUUGGGAAACCCUUAUUUUAAUAAAGCAGCAAGUCUUUUAUUUCCCAAAACACUGGUUCCUUUCCCCAAAUGUCUACAGUGUCCUACCCAUGUACAUGGAUGUGGUAAUUUGGCUCAAUCUUUGUUUAAAAGCUAAUGUCUUUUUUUUUGUUUUUUUACUGACAGUUCGUUUAUUUUAUUGUUGAAUUAGAAAUGUGAUGGAUUUCAAAGAAAAAUGGGGGGAUAUUUUCAGGUGUAUGUAGAAAAGAAUCUAGUGUGCAUAUGCUUGUCUGAAAUGUUGAGACCUGCAACCAAAUAAAUACUUAAACUCAAA